AUUUUCUCUAAAUCUCGCUUAGCCAAUAAUGUAGAGGGAACUGUUGUGCACAUCUCAGCUGGCAGGCAUUUAAAAGGGAGACAGUCCGGCGCUGGAGCAAUUUGUAUUAAACCCCCUGGCCCCUGUCUAUGGAGCGCUUUUCUCCCACCCAUCAGCAGUCCCGCCAGCGUACAGUCGACAGCAGUAGGUGCUGAUCACCUCGGAGGGUGCCAAAGAGGACUGACACGAUCAGAUCGGAUCAUCGCACUUGAGGCAGUGGUGGUUCGCAGGAUGGCGAGCUCGACGCGUAUCCUCUGCGGUAUGGUUUUCAUCAUCGGGUUGCUUUCCUCUCCCGUGGAUUCCAAAAGAAACCAAGGUUCACAAGGCGCCAUCCCUCAUCCUGACAAAAACAACCCAAACGAAUCGGAGCAGCAACCGCAGCCUCCACAGGCAGGCUCCGGGUCCCGGCAGAGGCAGGGCUCAUCCUCACCGGCCGACGAGGUGUUGGAGUCCAGCCAAGAAGCUUUGCAUGUGACGGAGCGCCAGUAUUUGAAACGGGACUGGUGCAAGACGCAACCCCUCAAGCAGACCAUCCACGAGGAGGGCUGCGUCAGCCGCACCAUCAUCAACCGCUUCUGUUACGGACAGUGCAACUCGUUCUACAUCCCCCGGCACAUCCGCAGGGAGGAGGGAGCCUUCCAGUCUUGCUCGUUCUGUAAGCCAAAGCGUUUCACCACCAUGACUUUUACAUUGAACUGUCCGGACCAGCAGCCUCCCACCAAGAAGAAACGCAUCCAGCGCGUCAAACAGUGCCGCUGUAUAUCCAUAGACCUUGACUAGAGACGCACAGAAAUGUGAUGCGUGUGUUUCAAAUCGUGCGCACUUCAUGGACCGGAUCGUGGUAGAAAAAAGAAAGGCUGUCAUACAGCCAAGAGCACGUGCCCGUCUCCAUAGGAGGACGCAUCUAUUAGCGCAUCUAUAGGCUGUAAGGAUUCUCCUCUUGCACAAUGUGUAAACAACUAGGGACAUAACACUUCUGAAUCGAUGUUGAACUGCAACGAACAUUUUUCUCCUCACCACUUUGCAAAGUUUGAAAACAAGCAUCAUUGCACGUGAACGCUGACUUGGAAUGGGCACGUUUUACGCACGGCUUCCUCACCCCAAGAGGAGUGCAUAACCCGUCCCGGGUUAUUUCAUAAAUACUGUUCAGAACGCCUAAUGUAACAGGAACUCAUUGCUGUCCUUGGUUGUAUUUUUGUGUGUAUAUUUCUUAGUCUAACUGAAGGUUUCCACUGUGUGGAAUUUUAAGACGACAGGCGUUAUUUGAAAAUAGUAAAUUUGAUUUUAUUUCCAUAUUACAGAAAUCGUUUGAGGUUAAUUCAUUUCCUCUGAUUUCAAAAGUGUUUUCGUAAGAUUUGUUUGAGGCUUCUUGUUUGUAGUUAGAAUGAAGAAUGUACAGUGAUGGUUUUUACAGUGUUGACAUUAAAUAGAUGUAAAAUGUACAGCCAACGUUGAUGUAACCGGUCUGAUUUUCCCUUUCAUUAAAUUAUCCUUAGAGACAUAAAAUAAACGGAUGUUGGAAUAUUGGA
This is a messenger RNA of Labrus bergylta (ballan wrasse), 1568 nucleotides long. It is a transcript of the gene grem1b, whose product is annotated as gremlin 1b. Gene Ontology annotation, molecular function: receptor ligand activity; BMP binding. The record is from RefSeq and is a predicted model, not a curated record. Lineage: Eukaryota; Metazoa; Chordata; Actinopteri; Labriformes; Labridae. Gene Ontology annotation, biological process: animal organ morphogenesis.